Nymphalis io (European peacock) is the source of this 6198-nucleotide messenger RNA. RefSeq lists its product as uncharacterized. Gene Ontology annotation, cellular component: cytoplasm; nucleus. Bases 467 to 3676 code for a protein of 1069 amino acids. Gene Ontology annotation, molecular function: RNA polymerase II cis-regulatory region sequence-specific DNA binding; DNA-binding transcription repressor activity, RNA polymerase II-specific; histone deacetylase binding. Gene Ontology annotation, biological process: cell fate commitment; regulation of transcription by RNA polymerase II. NCBI's taxonomy places the organism in Eukaryota, Metazoa, Arthropoda, Insecta, Lepidoptera, Nymphalidae. The transcript has 9 exons. The record is from RefSeq and is a predicted model, not a curated record.
UCUAGGUCGGUCGGCAUAGCGCGACGUCGGCUUAGUGCGACGCGCUCCGCGGCUAGACGUGGGGCAGGUCGCCGAGCCGCGUUGCAUAAUGCGCUCUGAGCGCUGCCAUCGAGCACACCGCCCGCGAGGGCCCGCUCGUGCAUAGCUGCCGCAGCAUCCGCACGCCGUCAACAGACACUCGCGAUAGCCGCGAGCCGACAUGAGAGCGGUGCGCUGGUUUCCACCUCUCGUUCCCUUGCUGACGCUCCGCAUACUGCUGGAGUAUCUCAAGUCCCUCGACAUCGCUCCAGCUUCCUAGACCAAUAGGUCUAUUUCUAUUUAAAUCAUUUACGCCAAAGACAAUUAACAUAGAUUUUUUCAAUGAAAAUUCUUCAAAUUAAAGUUAUUGUUGCUAGAAGAAAGCAUUGAACGAUGGUUUUUUUGUAUACAAGUUUCUAAAAUAUAGACAACGGAUUUAACCAACAAAAUGAGACUGUCAACAAGUGAAGAAAUCCCGACGACGACGGUUGGUCGUACAGCGAGCCCUAGCGCGAGCGCUGUAAGUGCAGUGGGUGGAUCAGAUGCGUAUGAUGUGACGCGCAUGCGGGAAGAGGAGUUUGAAAGGCUCACAGUGUAUAUAGUGCCCGAUGUUCCCUGUGAACGCGGCCUUCCUAAUAGAGCUGAAAGAACUCUCCCUCGCAGUUUAGCACUUAGGCCUUCUGCAGUACUAUCCACACCUAACACACCGACUGAAGGCGUGUGGAGUACAGGAGUUAUUCCACGUGGCACAAGAUUUGGACCAUUCGAAGGCACCCGUACACCAAAUAAGCCAAAUGACAAAGUUUCUUGGAGAUAUUAUUGGAGGGUACAAGAAACUGUCAGACAUCAUACUUAUGGAAAUAUUAAGAUAUUCAAAGAUAGUGAUUAUUAUUACCUGGAUGGUUCAGAUACGAGUGUUGCAAACUGGAUGCGAUAUGUGGCUUCAGCGUAUUCUUUAUCCGUAAUGAAUCUUGUUGCAUGUCAACACCAAGAACACAUAUACUUCUACACUAUCAGAGAUAUUAUGCCAAAUGAAGAACUUAUGGUAUGGUAUUGCAAAGACUUUGCAACAAGGCUCGGUUAUGAUAUCGAUCCUGAAAGAGCUACAUAUUCUAUCUGUAAAGAAGAAACCAUAAAAAAAGCUUAUGGCUUGCCACCUGCACCAGUACAUCCUGAAAUCGCUUUUAAUCACAUGAAAUACGUUCUUGGACUUACAAAUGCGAAAGAACUUUUAGAAGCCGAAAUUCCAAGUAGGCGGAGGAAAAGAGAAGCAAGUGACAAAACAUUACAUGAGAAUACUAACGUACAACCACGAGAUGAACAAAGAAAUAUGAUCAAAUGUGAACGAUCCUUUAUAAGAAGUGACCUAUCUACUUUACCUCACAAAAGUGAUUCAAUCAUAAAUGAACACCUAUCAGUAUCACCAAACGGUUUAAUGCAACCCCCUUCGCCAGUUAAAAUUCACCAUAGAGAUAAUCAGACUUUAAUUAUUCAUCAACAUAAAGAAAGUACAUCUCAUCUUGUAAUACACCAACUCGAAAAUCAAAGGCUUCAUGGCAAUAGGUCACCCGCCCAAAAUCUACCAAUGCGAGAAUUACGCGGGCCUUCGCCUUUGGCACAAAGUAAUCAGGAAAAACUUGGCAGUAAAUCACCUGUUUUCACCCAUUGUGUACCAACGCAUUAUGACCAUCAACUAACGCCUAAUGACGGAUCAGUAAGAUCAGAUGAAGGUUAUCACAGCAAUGGCUAUCACGAUGAGUUUACUCCUCCCGAGGAUUCAAGUGACUCAGAUGUAGAAAAUUAUGUCCUAGAUUGCUCAAAUAAAACAAAUGAGCCUAAAGAAACGGUGAUUGUACAAAAAGUAGAUCAGGACAUGCACCGUAAUGAAUAUAGAAAAGUUAAAAUAAAAAUGCCAAGGGCAUAUCAGUAUCAAAAUCAUAAAGAAAUGGACUGUGAAAGUGAAAAAGAAUUAAUAAUCGCGGAAGAAGUAAUGAAUACCUCGCCACAAAAUUUAUCACCACCUCGACGAGACCCAGCAACGUCUACUGUUAUAGUUUUGGAAUCAUCUCAAAACACAGUGGUGCCUAUAAAUAAACCAUACUAUGAAGAUGGUACUGUAUCACCAUCACCACAGCCAGCUUUCAUGAGAUACACUCCACCUGAUACACGUAUUCUUGAAACUAUACUCACAGGAAACAGAAUCGAUACAAAUAAUAACGACUCUAAUAGAAGACAACCAAAUGCUACACCACCACCAUCAUCACCAACUGAAAUGGCAUAUUCAUACAAAAAAAGUCAAAGGUAUGGUAAUGCCUGCAGUCCUGAUUCUAGUUCAAACUUAACUCCCUUGCCAUCGUUACUGCCAUUACCACAACAAUUACCACCGCCAAAUUCAGUUUCUGUUUAUUCUUCAUCACCUCCUCAUACGAUUCCUCAUACUACAGAAAUACGUGAAAUAAGAGAGAUAAGAGAAAUAAGGGAAACGCGGUAUGAAAGCCACUAUCCCAAUUAUUCAUAUGGCUUGUAUUCACCACCUAACUCUACAAUUAUUACUCAACUUGGUUCUCCACCGACCACUUAUUCUCCAGUUUCAUCUACGCAUCAGUAUGAAAGAGCACAAAAUAACCAAAGUCAGUCAAAUCAUUUUCCUUCGUCGACAAGUGUCAUAACUCUUAAAAAUUGUUCACAACUGAGUUUGAUAAAUUCGAAUGUGAACGGCCAACUUAUACCUCACCACAGCAGUAUGAGCCCAGAUGGUACAUGUAGUUUAAUGGUUGCACCAAUGAGUCCAAAUUCGCAAUCUUCUCGUGGUUACAGAAGUUUACCUUACCCAUUAAAAAAGAAAGAUGGAAAAAUGCAUUAUGAGUGCAAUGUAUGUUGUAAAACGUUCGGUCAGUUGUCCAAUCUGAAAGUUCACUUAAGAACACAUUCAGGUGAGCGACCAUUUAAAUGCAACGUUUGCAAUAAAUCAUUUACACAACUAGCUCAUCUACAAAAACAUCAUCUUGUACAUACGGGUGAAAAACCACAUCAAUGUGAUAUCUGCAAGAAGCGAUUUUCAUCUACAUCCAACUUGAAAACUCAUUUACGUCUUCAUUCAGGCCAGAAACCAUAUGCAUGCGACUUGUGUAUGCAAAAAUUCACUCAAUUUGUACAUUUAAAGCUACAUAAACGAUUACAUACAAAUGAUCGGCCAUACGUUUGUCAAGGAUGUGACAAAAAAUACAUCAGCGCAUCGGGUCUACGUACUCAUUGGAAAACUACUAGUUGCAAACCAAACAAUAUUGAGGAAGUUUUAGCAAUCACAAAUGCGGCAAACACCGAAUGUAUAGGUACCGUCGACAAAGACUGCCACGAAAGAGAGGGGCAUGAGGCAUAUGAAGUGCACUCUGCAUCGCAGGGAGGGCUGAUGGCAACCGGUGGGGCGCGUGUUGGUGUGACACAUGGCGAAGCUCUCAUGGGGGGACAAGCACACUCCACGACGCCGCAUCUAGCCAUAGGACAUGAGCAGCUUUCACCUGGCCCGGGUGGGCCACAAUAUAGAGCAUUGUUGCCUGCUGUUGCUGAUCACGAGCAGCAACAUUACGGUUCUUCAGCUGGUGAAACGCGACCGAGUGUCAUAGAAUCCAGUCAACCACUCAUCAUAGAGUGCACCUGAGCCUGUCAUGUACUGUCGCCGCCUUUGUUGCGCACACUCUCAUCGGACGCGUGUUUCCCCGCCGCAAUAUGUGAUUCCAAUUUUGUGAUCAAAAAAAAGUAUUUGUUAAAUGGGUUAAGACAUACGUGUGAUUAACACUACAAAUGGUCUUAUUCAGUGGCUAUGAGAUUACAAUACGAACGUUAAGUUGUAAACAUGUAUAAAUAUUUAGGCUUAGUAUGAUAUGUAUUAAUAAGUACUGAGUACUUACUUAGGAUACAUCCAGUUCAGUGAAUAAGUGUAUUUUUAGUAAGUAUUGUUCUUAUGUGUUAAGGUCUACAGCCCUUUCUUUACGCUAAUGCUCAAUUGUUUUUUAUCAACUAUCUUGUAAAUAGGAUGUUCAAGCAUCAAUUUUAUAUAAUUUAUGACUUUUUUCAUGUAAAUAUCGUGUAAAUAUAUACAUACGUAGGUAAUAUAUCAGUAUAAUUAUUAUUAAUUAACAUGGUAUUAUUAAAGCAGGAACUAUUAAUUAUUCGACAUUUUUCUCAUCUUGUUUAGAUGCAAGACAUCGUAAGCAACGGGAAUUGCUAAAAAAUUCACCAAAGAAGGUCUUAUCGGUUGUUUGUAAACAUUAGUUUUAUUCUUCAUCGAGUACAUAUAUAUAAAUAUUAUUUUUUAAACUUAAGAAUUUAAAGCGGAUCCUUUAUCACAAUUUAUGUUUUCUAUCAAUUUUUUUUAGAAAUUUUAUCUCAAAUUAGUGUUUAAGUGCCAAAAGCGCGAUUAUACGUACUUUAUUAAGUUUUAAGUUAACCUUAUUAAAAUAUUCAAAUAGUAUUUUCAAAAUGUUGUUCCUAAUGAAUUAUUAAAAAAGUACGCGCGUAUAUGAAUCAACUUAAUUCUAAUGUUAUUUAGAAUAGAAUGGAUGAACUUUGUACAUUAUCCCUACGCUAGAACAAAUGGUGCUUCACAUCGUAGAGUAGUCGCUCGAGUCAGUCGCCUAAGAACUGACCGACAGUAACUACAUGUAAUUAUUAUUCACCGAGUUUACUAGUUACUAUUUUAUAUUCCAAAUUUCGAUAAUUAUGAUUCUCCUAUUCGAAAAGGCUGAGAUAAAUAUGUAAUGUGACGAUUGGCGAAUGUAACUAUAAUUCUGGUUUACAUUAUGUGUAAGUAACUAUCCGUCGUAUCACAAUAAUUUAAUAUGGUGUAACUUAUACGUGAUGUACAACCGAGCGAUAGCUUUUUGUAUAUUUCUAUUGUUCUUAAGAUAAGAUUUUACACGCAAUCACUUAUAAAAUUAUUAUCUGUAUAUUUUAUACCAAGCAUUUACAGAGCUAAAAUUUUUGUAACGAAUGCCGUUAGAAAUAAUUUGUCAAAUUAUUAAUAUUAUAGACAAAUAUUAUUCAGUAAAAUAAAAUUAUUAUGAUUUCGACGUUGAACAAAUUCUGACGCUGUUUUUUAUGCCUAAAUAUAUAAUAUUGUUACAACAAUAAGUUUGCUAAUUAUUAUAGUCAUGUGGUUAUUUUUAAUACAUUUGAAUUUAAUAUCUCAAAUUUUCUAAAAAAAAAAAUAUAGUUUGUGUUUAAAGUUAAUUGUUACAUUGCUCAUUAAAUUUAUUAAAAAUGUUUGCUGUUUCCAAUAUUGUUUAUAUUUUAGCGACUAUCAUGUAAAGCAAUAAUAUUGUAUAUCUUACUAACGUCGAAAUCAUCUAGAGUAAAGUACGGCACUUCCUAUAGAUACCUAAAUUCUAAGGUAAAGUGUAACAGUUUACCUAAAUAUUAAUAAUUAAAAAUAAUUGCUAUUGCAUAAUCUUGUUAAUAACUUCUCACCAUUCCUUGUAUUGUUCGUGUUUUCUUGGAUUUUAUAGAAACUUAUGUAUUUUUGUACUUUGUAUUUCAGUUUAAGUAAAAAAAUGGUAAAAAUUAUAUUUCUACGUCGACAGAAGGAUAUUUAUAUAACAAUUUAAUCGCACAAAUAUUUCUACACCAAUAGCUAACGAUAUAGCAUUAACGCAUAAAUCAAGUUAGCGUUAAAUAAUAAAAUGAAUAUAACUUGUAUAACUAUUCUUCUGUUAAAAUGAUAAGCAAUAAAAACAAAUUAAGAACUAAAUUAAAUCGAUUAAUCUAAUCGUCCUCGUGUUUCUUCAGUUACAACCGAUGUAAAUAUAAACCGCUCUAAAUUACUUUCAAUAUCAUUUAUAUAGAUAUUUUAUUAUAAUUAAUCAGUCAUUUUACUAAAAAAAAAAAACAAAAUAUUGUAUAAAAGUUAUACCUAAAACCUAAGAAAAAUAGAUCGUUCUUACAUUAUAUAAGUACAAUACCAUACUUACGGUAUAACAACGUAAGCGAUACGUAAUAUCAUUGUAUUCGACAAUUUCUGCUCUAUAUUUAUAAAACAGAAGACUCAUAUGUCUCGUGAUAAAAUAAUGAUGUAAUAUAUAUGCCAGAAAACUAAAUACUCACUGUAAAGGCCUGUAAUUUUGUACACCUCAAUGAACAGUUAUUUUAAAACACCAAACAAAUUAAAUCAGGAGUAAAAAUUGU